AUGAAGGAUCUUCUGCAACGGUUCUCGUAUGAGUAUGUGAGGUUCCAAUACACCCCUUGCCAAGAUAGUGUCUCCAAGAUAUAUACACUUCUCCAAUACGCUCCAGAUUCAUUGGUUGUGCAUAGGGAGCUUGAAAUCAUUCCCUCAUUUGAGCUUCUAAGAAAAUGUAGAGAUAGGGUAAAGGUUGUGGUAGGAGAAGAUCCAUUCCAGAUGGUUCUUAGGCACUUGGACGGCUUUAAUACAUUUAUAUUUCUAGAAUACGAAUUUAAUAGUUUUGAGCAUGAGUUUCUAAGGCAGGCUUCUAUAGUAAACAAAAAAUCUAUCUUUUUGUUCUCGGAAGUACAAAAGGAUUGUAUGUCAGGAAAGGAGAGCUAUCGUUUAGUAAAACUUGACCUUUGCCUCCCUUGGUUCGCAUAUAAGCCUCUAUGA
This is a messenger RNA of Encephalitozoon romaleae SJ-2008, 429 nucleotides long. RefSeq lists its product as hypothetical. The transcript has a single exon. The record is from RefSeq and is a predicted model, not a curated record. Bases 1 to 429 code for a protein of 142 amino acids. NCBI's taxonomy places the organism in Eukaryota, Fungi, Microsporidia, Unikaryonidae.